CGCUGCCGCACCACGUGGCAGAAGGUUAACCUCGUGGUGAAGCUAUCGGCAACCCAUUACAGCGGACACGAGGCGCGCGGCCAUACAAUGGCCGAGAGCGAGCCCUCUCGUUCCACCUGGGUGGCCUCUACGUCGGUCGCCUUGUGACCCUUGUCGCAAAACCCGUUGCUUUCCAAGUUCAACCGCCCGCUUGGCCCGCGAAACGAAUGCACUCACUUUCGAUUUCGCCACCUCGAGCACAGCAUGGCGUUCCUCACGAUCGAAGAUCUCAAGACGUGCUUCUCGCUCUUCUGCGUCGCCUUUGGCAUCGGCUCGCUUGGUAUGCCGGGCAACUACGCCCGCGCCGGCUACGUCUGGGCCUCGAUCGCGCUCGUCUUCAUGGCCGCCAUCAACAUGUACGCCUCGGUGUGCAUGUCCAAGGUCAUGCUCGUCGCGCCCAAGGGCGUCCAGACGCUCGGUGACAUUGGCGAGUGGAUCUUUGGCCGCACUGGUCGCUGGGUCACGGUCAUUGCCCACAUGCUCGUCUGCGUCAUGGUGCCGAUCGUGUUCUUGGUGCUCGGUGGCGGCCUCCUCUCGGUCUUGUUCCCCGACUCGUACGCCGAUUCGACGUGGAUCGCGCUCAUGGGCAUCUCGCUUCUCCCGGUGUGCCUCAUCCCGACGCUCAAGGACGGUGCUGGCACCGCGGCGGCCGGUGCGCUCGGCACAAUCCUCGCGGAUGUGAUUGCGCUCUACAUUCUGAUCGACAACACGACGCCGAUGCCGUCGGGCAUGUCGCCGCCGUCGCCCGCGCUCAGCUUUGGCGGUGUCACGACCGUCUUUGGCAACCUCUCGCUCGCCUUUGGCUGCGGCACGAUUAUUCCGUCGCUUCAGCUCGAGCAUUCACAGCCCGAGCGCAUGCCGCGCGUGAUCAAGUGCACGAUCGGCCUCACUGCCGUCCUCUUCCUCCUCAUCUCGAUCUGCGGCGACUUUACCAUGGGCUGCCAAAUCCCCGGCAACCUCCUCUUUGCGAUCGUCGGCGACAGCCUCGGCUUCACCGCGUCGCGCGGCGGUGUCAUUCUCGCCUUCCUCCUCAUGCAGCUCCACAUUACGAUCGCAUUUGCGCUCGUGCUCUUCCCGGCCAUGUUCAUCGCCGAGCGUCUCUUCCUCGGCCUCCACAAGGAGCAGUUUGCGCUCAACGAGGAAAACUACGCGGACGCAGAGACGCCCGCGCCCAAGGAAGACGAUGCUGACGUCGCGCCUGUGAAGGACGUCGCCCAUCGCGACCCCGCCGACGCGUACAAGGCCCCGGGUGCGUACCUCAAGGCAGCGGCGCUCCGCACCGUCAUGGUCGUUCUCUGUGUCAUCAUUGCGAUCGUCUUCAAGGACAAGUUCAGCGACCUCUUGGAUUUCGUUGGCGCGUCGGCCACGUCGCUUUGCUGCGCGAUUUUGCCGAUUACGUUUUACCUCCGCACGUUCUUCCACUCGCUCUCAAAGCUCGAGAAGGGUUUUGCGAUCUUCUCGAUCUUGAUCAUGUCGGCGCUCGCUAUCUACGUGACGAUCCACACGGGCAAGGCGCUCUUCUCGCCGUCGCACUCGAGCAUCAAGUUUCCGUUCUGCGAACCCGAGUUCCAGGACAUGGUGUACACCAACCGGACGUACUACAAGUAUUAGACGACGACCGGCGAAACGUAAUUGUUGGCGUCGCGUAGUAACUAGAAUCAUAAAUUGUGUUGUGAAUGUGUCAA
Molecule: messenger RNA, 1724 nt
Organism: Saprolegnia diclina VS20
Lineage: Eukaryota; Oomycota; Saprolegniomycetes; Saprolegniales; Saprolegniaceae
Exons: 1
Coding region: 244-1650 (468 amino acids)
Biological process (GO): amino acid transmembrane transport
Cellular component (GO): vacuolar membrane
Molecular function (GO): amino acid transmembrane transporter activity
Source: RefSeq, a predicted model, not a curated record